Messenger RNA from Microtus oregoni (creeping vole), 1113 nucleotides. RefSeq names its product brain mitochondrial carrier protein 1-like. Gene Ontology annotation, biological process: mitochondrial transport. The record is from RefSeq and is a predicted model, not a curated record. Lineage: Eukaryota; Metazoa; Chordata; Mammalia; Rodentia; Cricetidae. Gene Ontology annotation, cellular component: mitochondrial membrane.
AUGGCUGCGCCACUGUUGCCAAGGCGACGCCUUGAAUUCCGUUCGUUUCAAUGCUUCCGGGUUGGUGCUGCGGUGGCAUUUCCUACCUUGGGAGCCUCUGCUUUCCAGUCGUCUGAUGAGCCUGAGCAGCAUCAGAAAAGUCCCACUUUAAGCCAUGAGAUGUCUGGUCUGAACUGGAAACCUUUUGUGUAUGGCGGCCUUGCCUCUAUUGUUGCCGAGUUCGGCACUUUCCCUGUGGACCUUACUAAAACACGGCUGCAAGUCCAAGGCCAGAGCAUCGAUGUCCGCUUCAAAGAGAUUAAAUAUAGAGGGAUGUUUCAUGCCUUGUUUCGAAUCUAUAAAGAAGAGGGGAUUUUGGCUCUGUAUUCAGGAAUUGCUCCUGCUUUACUAAGACAGGCAUCAUAUGGCACCAUCAAAAUUGGUAUUUACCAAAGCUUGAAGCGAUUAUUUGUAGAACGUUUGGAAGAUGAAACUCUCCUAAUUAAUAUGAUCUGUGGGGUAGUGUCAGGAGUGAUUUCAUCGACUAUAGCCAAUCCCACUGAUGUUCUAAAGAUUCGAAUGCAGGCUCAAGGAAGUUUGUUCCAAGGGAGCAUGAUUGGCAGCUUCAUUGAUAUAUACCAGCAAGAAGGUACCAGGGGUCUGUGGAGAGGCAUGGUCCCAACUGCUCAGCGUGCUGCCAUCGUGGUGGGAGUAGAGUUGCCAGUUUAUGAUAUUACCAAGAAGCACCUGAUACUGUCAGGAAUGCUGGGAGACACCAUUUUAACACACUUUGUUUCUAGCUUUACCUGUGGUUUGGCUGGGGCUCUGGCAUCUAACCCGGUUGACGUGGUGAGAACACGAAUGAUGAAUCAGAGGGCAAUAGUGGGACAUGUGGACCUCUACAAGGGUACUUUGGAUGGUAUUUUAAAGAUGUGGAAACAUGAGGGUUUUUUUGCCCUCUAUAAAGGAUUUUGGCCAAACUGGCUUCGACUUGGACCCUGGAACAUCAUUUUUUUUAUUACAUACGAGCAGCUCAAGAGGCUUCAGAUCUAAGAACUGAAAAAUCCAUGGACCCAACACUACCGCCCUUUCUACUGUUCUCCUUUGUGUUCCUAAUGUAUUUUGACAAAGACG